Molecule: messenger RNA, 1185 nt
Organism: Nematostella vectensis (starlet sea anemone)
Lineage: Eukaryota; Metazoa; Cnidaria; Anthozoa; Actiniaria; Edwardsiidae
Exons: 1
Coding region: 1-1185 (394 amino acids)
Source: RefSeq, a predicted model, not a curated record
AUGUUUAGCCUUUCCCAACACGUAAAAGCCCCGACACGCAAAAACAACUAUCUCGAUCUGGUGUUUUCGUCUAACCCAGGACUUAUCCAGGCGUGUCAUGUUACCAACGGCUUGAGCGACCACGAGGGGGCUGUUCUAUUCGAGGUUGAUACUUCACCAAAGUAUACCCCAAAGGCGCCCCACAAAAUCUACCAGUACCAUAAAGCUGACUACGAUGGCCUGAGGUCCUACUUGUCUACCUUCGGAACCGAUUACAUGGCAUCAUUCCUGCUAAGAUUUGUCGAUGAGAAUUGGGCUGCACUUUUUGAAGGCUUGAAAGAUGCUCUGGACAAGUUCGUCCCACACAAGAUGUCGAAGGGGAAACGCCACCUUCCCUGGGUGAGCCCAGCCAUCAAGCGGCUUAUGCGUAAACGAGAUAGAGCUUACAAAAAAGCCAAACGCCUUUCGAAGGAAAAAAAUCUCCGCUCGUACAGACGUAUACGGAACUAUACAACCAAAUGCAUCAGAGACACGCAUAAUAUAUACUUGAGCGAGGUCCUGGUUGGGCUUGCGCCGGACCCUAGUACACCUAAUCCUGGCGGAGCAAAAAGGGCGUGGUCGUACCUUAAGCUGCUGCGCUCCGAGUCCUUGGGUAUCCCGACCCUCUUUCAAGGUGACCAGAUCAGCGCGUCAGAUUCAUCCAAAGCGGAGGCAUUGCGCGUCCAAUACGAGAGCGUCUUCACGCAAGAAGAUCUUACCAACAUUCCUGUUCUUGGUGACUCCCCCUACCAAGAGGUCGCUGACCUGACAUUUACAACUAAUGGCAUCCAUAAGCAGCUAAAGAACCUCCAGCCCAACAAGGCCUCAAGUCCCGACUCUGUGCCAGCACGUAUCCUGAUAGAAGCCGCUGGCGAACUUGCCCCGUUGCUAGCUCCACUAUUUCAACAGUCUUAUGACUCGGGCUCCCUACCUGCCGCCUGGAAGGACGCCAACGUUACAGCCAUCUUCAAGAAAGGCCACAGAGCGGACCCCAAGAAUUGUCGCCCAGUAUCUUUAACAUCUUUGAUCUCUAAAGUCAUGGAACACGUAGUCUGCAAGCAUGUUACAAACCAUCUUUGCGCGAAUCACAUAAUAACGCAUCUCCAACACGGAUUUCAGCAAGGUCUUUCAUGUGAGACUCAACUUACUUCAGUGAUCCACGACUGA